UGAUGGUUUAUGAUGACAGUUGACGAUUCAGUCAGGAAUUUAAGAAAUCUCUGCUUCUCUCAUUCAGUCUUGUGAGAAAGGUUGACAUAAUAUUUAAUGUAAAGGGCAUCUUGUGUACAUUGUGUAUUUAUGCCCAUCCAUUUAACUGGUGAACAUUUAACCGGACCACCAACAUGUGCACGCGCAUACACGCGCACCUGCCUCUCUCACGCCUCUUCAAAGACCUGCGAUGUGGAGUCUCAACCUCGCGUCAUCGUCGGAAAUCUCACUUGAGGCAGAAGAGAAACAGACGCAACUAUUUCCCCCCUUUCAAAUAAGCGCUCCGGAGGAGAGCGGAGUGGACUGGCAGCAGGUACAAUCAAUGUUCAGGGAGGCUGAUGGAGCGACCUUCCAUCGCUUCUGUGAUUGCGCAAUAAUACCACACUUGGGCUCGGUUUUACAGCUGACACAGAGCGGGCAAUUAAAUAGUUUUUUACUGUUUAGCUGAGAAAAGUCGUGGAACCUUCUGCAACGUUUGCUGGUAAGUGCCUUAAAUGAGAUUUGUUUUCCUUCACUGGGUUUUACAUUGGAGACUCAUUAGAAAUAACGCUUUCUUAUAAUAAAGUCAGAGAAAGCGUUUCUCUCUCACCUGAAAUGUUGAGCCUUUGAGUGUGUUUUUUUAUUUAUUUAUUUAUUUAUUUUUUACCUCCGUUGAUUUAAAAUCACAGUCUGUGAUCCCCCUCCAGGCUGUGAUGAUCUAUAAGAGCUUAAUACUGCAACUGAGACCCCUGUAGUUUAAUCUAGCCAAGCUUGGUUUUACAAACUACCUCAGAGCCCUAAUUUAAAGCACAUUUAUAUGCACUUUUUUGCAUGGCAUUGCAUUAAAAAUAGACCAUUACUGAUCUCCUUAAGCAAUAACUUCUCAUUUAUUUAUACCUAUAAUUACAUCAGUGUAGAUCACAGUCAUGAUUGUAAAACCUAGCUAUCUGAGAUCAUGGGUCAAAUCAUCAUCACCUCUCUUUUUGUUUCUCUUACAUUAUAGGAGUGAGUACACUGUGUUUGAUUAGCAGCCGAGUUUAUUGCCCAGUGCUACUGUAGCAAUACAAAUCUAUUAUAAUCUGGUCAAAUGUAUUGUUUUAUUCUUGCAAUUGGUUUUAUUUUAUAGUUUUGCCUUACCUCAUAUGCAUGCAGGGGGAUUUAAGUGACCACUUUUGCAGCAAACUAAAUACCCUGUCAUCACGCUGAGCCUAAUCUGUGACAUUGGCUUGCUGUAAAGUGACAAAGUCCAAAUAAAUUACAUUAAGGCCUUUACUAGAUACAAUGACUUCACCCACAAACAUUUUUCAUCAAAAAAUAUCAUAGAAAUGUCACACAUGCCAGCAUGAUUACGCCUGAAGCGCUGAGAUCAUGUAAUUUCUUUUGAUCGUAUCUUGUUGCCAUUAAUCGUGACCCUGCAUGAGUAAUGCUCAGAUGGGACCUUUCUGUUCCAGGUGACGAUGUGCCGCUGUUUCCAAAGAAGAUUCAGCCUGUUCAAAUGUUCAGCUUCACACAAACAACUUAAUAAUUAAGCUGGUUUCAAGAAAUCAUUGGCACCAUGCACCAAAAAGCAUCAUCAGUUUUCACCUAAUUUCUUGGAUCAAAUUGUUCUUAAAUACAAGUCUUUCUAAACCAAAGUAAGAGUGUGUGCUGAGACAUGGGGGACUCCAAUAUCAGCCACAAGGUAGUAGCUUAUACAGAGAUGCAGGAGAGUCUCCCAGCAGGCAAGUUGGAUCAUUACAUGGACAACUAUGAUAUGGACUAUGGCAUCCCUCCUGAUGAGAUCCCAGACACUACGCAGGGCCAGGCCUUCUUUGUGGCCACCAUUGUUAUCGGUGUGGUGCUUGUCUGCAUCAUGCUUGUCUGUGGGUUGGGAAAUUUCAUAUUCAUUGCUACGCUGACACGCUACAAAAAGCUCCGCAACCUCACCAACCUGCUCAUUGCCAAUCUGGCCAUCUCAGACUUCAUUGUGGCAGUGGUGUGCUGCCCCUUCUUGGUGGACUACUAUGUGGUUAAACAGCUUUCCUGGGAUCACGGAUUGGUGCUGUGUGCCUCUGUCAACUAUCUCCGGACUGUGUCACUCUACGUGUCCACAAACGCAUUGCUUGCCAUUGCAGUUGACAGGUACAUGGCUAUAGUCUAUCCUCUGAGGCCUCGUAUGAAGUACCAAACCGCCUACUGCCUGAUAACAGGAGUCUGGAUUGUUCCCAUUCUGAUAUCAAUUCCGUCUGCCUACUUUGCCUCUGAGACCAUAUACCCUCAUGGCGGCACCACUCCAACCACUCACAAAGUCUUUUGUGCCCAGAUCUGGCCUGUGGACCAGCAGGCCUACUACCGAUCCUACUUCCUGUUUGUUUUUGCUGUAGAGUUUGUUGGGCCUGUGAUCGUCAUGGCAAUAUGUUAUGCCCAAAUUUCCCACGAGCUCUGGUUUAAGAAUGUCCCAGGUUUCCAGACGGAGCAGAUUAGGAAGAGGUUGCGUUGUCGCCGCAAGACAGUGAUGGUCCUGAUUGGGAUCUUGACAGCAUACAUCCUGUGCUGGGCACCGUACUAUGGCUUCACCAUCCUGCGAGAUUUCCAUCCAACACUCAUCUCCCGCCAGAAGAACUCACUGGUGGCCUUCUACAUCAUUGAGUGCAUUGCCAUGAGCAACAGCAUGAUUAAUACCUUCUGUUUUGUCAGCGUCAAGAACAACACAGUUAAGUACCUGAAGAAGAUUGUACUGCUGCGCUGGAGGUCAACGUAUGCGCCCAAUAAGACUGUAGAUGAGAUGGAUAUGAGGACCGCCUCCAUGCCUGUAACAGAGGAGAUUGAAUGCAUUCACCUGAGGUGAAGAGAAGAAAAUCUUUAAUAUAACAGUCAUUUAGAUUUGGAUUGUUGAUAUACACAAACUACAUAGGUGACAGUGAUGAUUUUGACAUGGAACAUUUCUCUCAUGUUUAAAUCACAUUUUGGAAAGAUUUCAAGCAUCAUGAAGCACAAGAAAAGGUCAAAUCCUUACAGAACAUUGAUUAAUGGAGCAACAUACUGUAGCUCAAACUUUGUUAGUCAGCAAUACACACAGUACUUCUAUUUGAGGUAUUAUGGGAAUGUAAUUGUUGUGCACACUGUGACUAUACACUGUGUUGUUGUGAAAUGUUGUAGCAUAUGUAUAAGAUAUAUUACAUGGUGUUGACUACCUAUAAUACAUAAGGUUUAUCUUUGUAUCGCCUAUAUCUGUUUUGUUAUAUUGAUUUUCAGUAAGGUCAAAUAACUCUUGAUAAUAAAGAAAGUUUUUUUUGUUUUGUUUUCUGUUUUCCUUUUUUUGCCUCUAAGAAAUUAUUUAGGAGUUUUCAGUAGAGAUGUCAUUUUGUGGAAUGUAUACAGUAUUGAGAUGGUCUUUUGAAUGUCUUAAAAAAAGUAAUCUUGAUUAUUUGUCCUUGAAAAGAAUCAAUGCAUUGCAUGCUGUCUUUGUAGAUUAAUGCAUUUUAUGUGUGCUUAUGGUA
Molecule: messenger RNA, 3497 nt
Organism: Siniperca chuatsi (mandarin fish)
Lineage: Eukaryota; Metazoa; Chordata; Actinopteri; Centrarchiformes; Sinipercidae
Gene: prokr1b
Product: prokineticin receptor 1b
Exons: 2
Coding region: 1673-2845 (390 amino acids)
Biological process (GO): neuropeptide signaling pathway
Cellular component (GO): membrane
Molecular function (GO): neuropeptide Y receptor activity
Source: RefSeq, a predicted model, not a curated record